Molecule: messenger RNA, 1362 nt
Organism: Pleurotus ostreatus (oyster mushroom)
Lineage: Eukaryota; Fungi; Basidiomycota; Agaricomycetes; Agaricales; Pleurotaceae
Exons: 8
Coding region: 1-1362 (453 amino acids)
Source: RefSeq, a predicted model, not a curated record
AUGAGCCUUCUACCAAAUAGUACUUCCGAUUCACUGCUGGAACAAGCAGCGUACCUUCGCACACUCCCCGCUAUAAGGGAACGUUGCACUCGAGUUCAUACUCUUGCGCAGAAGGACGGCCUGCAGUAUUUCGAAUAUCAUCCAGAAAAUGAACAAACAGUGGUCGAUUUCUGCGCAGCUAUAAUAGAGAGAGAUUUCGGAACAAAUUAUGUGGAGAUCCCUCCUCAUGGUCGCUGGCGCCACCUUGACUCUGGUCGACCACGUAUCCAAGCUCUUCUCAAUACAUGGGCCUCAUCGCCAAAUCCUCCAGAUACGAAGGAGAUCUGCCGCCGCUUGGUAGAUCUCUUCAUCGUCUCUGUCCUUCUUGACGCAGGCGCCGGGCCUACUUGGGGAUUCACCGAAGAUAAUCAUGGGGGGAAGAGGUUCACAAGAUCGGAGGGAUUGGCGGUGGCCAGCUUUGACAUGUUUGCAUCUGGGAUGUUCAGUAGCGAUGAAGAGCAACCAUAUCAGGUCGACGCUAAGGGUUUGUCCAAUAUCUCGACUCCGGAUAUUGCUCUAGCGAUGCAAGUCUCAGACGACAACCCGAUGGUUGGCAUCGAAGGCCGCGCGCAACUUCUUCAGCGUCUAGGGGGAGCCCUAAAGGAAGGUAAAGAGUUCUUCGGUGGUGGGGAUAACGCCCGUCUCGGAAAUCUGCUUGACUUCCUCGAGGCUCAAUCCGUGAAGUCCGACGCCGGGGAGACUAUUAUCCCUGUCUCCGCGCUCUGGGCAGCGCUCAUCGAGGGACUCAACCCCAUCUGGCCUCCAUCGAGAACAUCGCUUGGUGGUGUUUCUUUAGGGGAUGUUUGGCCUUGCGAAGCCCUCCGAGAUCCCUCGAAGUCCGAGACAGCCUCUGAGGAGAUUGACCCCUCUAUCCUCGUCCCAUUCCACAAACUAACAGGAUGGACCACCUACUCCGUCAUUGAACCAAUCGAGAAAGUCCUUGGAUGGAAAUUCGAAGGCAAGGAUCUCCUCACAGGACUACCGGAGUAUCGAAACGGCGGGCUUCUGAUGGACCAUGGUGUACUGACGUUGAAAUCCAACCCACCUCGAUCUCUUCCCGUUGAUGAACAAUCCGGGCUUCCUCGUGUCUCGCCGGCUCAUCCAGCUGUAAUUGAGUGGAGGGCUAUGACAGUGAUCGAAUUGCAAGUGGACCGCAUCGCAGAGCAAAUCCGUACGAAACUCGGCCUUGACCCCGAAGCCUUGUCUCUUGCUCAAGUCCUUGAGAGUGCGACGUGGAAAGGAGGCAGAGAAAUUGCCAAAAUAAAGAGACCCGCAACCGGAGGACCUCCACUCGAGAUUGAAAGCGACGGAACUGUUUUCUAA